Synchiropus splendidus (mandarinfish) is the source of this 3630-nucleotide messenger RNA. RefSeq names its product NACHT, LRR and PYD domains-containing protein 3-like. Gene Ontology annotation, molecular function: protein binding. The record is from RefSeq and is a predicted model, not a curated record. Bases 35 to 3514 code for a protein of 1159 amino acids. NCBI's taxonomy places the organism in Eukaryota, Metazoa, Chordata, Actinopteri, Syngnathiformes, Callionymidae. The transcript has 10 exons.
GGUCAUUCCGGAUCGGCAGGAGCCUGAGGCAAACAUGGACAGAGGGAAACAGCAGACAGGUUUGUUCUCUCCUGGGACUCUCAGUGGGAACUCUGGUGGACCAGAUCUCCGGGCCACUAAAACAGUCCUGCAUGGCAGAGCUCCAAUCUGUCCUCAAAUCUCUUAUCCAUUACCAAUGCAACUGCUGUAUUCACAAUCCAAACUGCUGCCAGAAUCUGCUGGACCUGGGAAAAGUUGUGAGCAAACCCCAAGCAGUAUGUCUCUGAAGUGUGACGUCUCGAUGGGGAGGUACCAUGACUACAGUGGAGGGGCAGAGUCUUCAGGUCAGAGGAUCCAUCAGGAGCGGGAAGGAUCUGGGUUCCACAGCGAGUGUUGGAAGAGUGACACAUCCAUGGCAUGUGGAAUUGACUUCAAAGCUGGACUUGAGUUUUCACAGGAGAGAGUGGACCUUCAAAGCUCAGAGCUUCUCAGUGCUUCUCACUCACAUCUGGACUCCAGACUGCAGUUGCUACAGAAGGAGUUCUUCAGUUAUGUCCAGAAGGAGCUGAACAGAGUCUGGACAGGUCUGAAUCCAGAUCACCCAGAACCUCAAGAGACGGAGGAAGAGAAGCAGUGGAGGUGCAUCAGAGAAGAAUUCCAGAAGAUCACAGUUCACCUCCUGAGGAACAUUAAAGAAGAGGACUUGGCUGAGCGACUGUGGACUAGAUGUCGUGUUCCAAAGUGUGGACGUCGACUGAAGAAGAGACUGCAGAAGAAGUUCCACAGUGUGUCUGAAGGGGUCGCUAAAGCAGGAAACUCUGUCCCUCUGAAUCAGAUCUACACAGAGCUCUACAUCACUGAGGGGGGCACAGACCUGGUCAACCAGGAGCACGAGGUGCGACUGAUUGAAACUGCAGCCAGGAAAGUGUUCAGACCAGAAACCACCAUCAAACAAGAAGACCUCUUCAGAAGCUCACCUGACAGAGACCGACCAAUCAGAUGCCUGCUGACGAAGGGUGUGGCUGGCAUUGGGAAGACCCUCCUGACACAGAAGCUGACUCUGGACUGGGCUGAAGACAAAGCCCACCAGAACUUCGGCUUCAUGUUUCCUUUCACCUUCAGAGAGUUGAACCUGCUGAGAGGGAAGACGUUGAGUUUGGUGGAACUUGUUCACCUCUUCUUUCCUGAAACCAAAGAAUCAGGACUCAGCAGCUUUGAAGGAGUCCAGGUUCUGUUCAUCUUCGGUGCUCUGGAUGAGUGUAGACUCCCUCUGGACUUCAUCAACAAUCGAGUCCUGACAGAUGCUACAGAGUCCUCCUCAGUAGAUGUCCUGCUGACAAACCUCAUCAGAGGGAAUCUGCUUCCCUCAGCUCACCUCUGGGUGACCACACGACCUGCAGCAGCCAAUCAGAUCCCUCCUGAGUGUGUGGACAUGGUGACAGAGGUCAGAGGGUUCACUGACCUCCAGAAGGAAGAGUACUUCAGGAAGAGGUUCAGAGAUGAGGAGCAGACCACCAUCCUCUCUCACAUCAGGAGCUCACGAAGCCUCUACAUCAUGUGUCACAUCCCCAUCUUCUGCUGGAUCACUGCCACAGUUCUGGAGGACAUGUUGAAGAGCAGAGAGACCAGAGAGCUGCCCAAGACCCUGACUGAGAUGUACAUCCACUUCCUGGUGGUGCAGACCAAAGUGAAGCAGGUGAAGUUUGAUGGAGGAUCUGAGACAGACCAUCACUGGACUCCUGAGAGCAGGAAGAUGAUCAAGUCUCUGGGAAAACUGGCUUUUGAGCAGCUGCAGAAAGGAAACUUGAUCUUCUAUGAAUCAGACCUGACUGAGUGUGGCAUUGAUAUCACUGCUGCCUCAGUUUACUCAGGAGUCUUCACACAGAUCUUUAGAGAGGAGACAGGACUGUACCAGGACAAGGUCUUCGGCUUCAUCCACUUGAGUCUUCAGGAGUUUCUGGCCGCUCUUCACGUUCACCUGACCUUCACCAACUCUGGAGUCAACCUACUGGACUGUAAAGAACCCUCAAAGUCUGAGGCCAAACCUGAUAUUAAAAGGUUCUACCAGACUGCUGUUAAACAGACCCUGAAGAGUCCAAAUGGACACCUAGACUUGUUCCUACGCUUCCUUCUGGGUCUUUCACUGAAGACAAACCAGACUCUCCUCAGAGGUUUGUUGACCCAGACAGGGAGUAAGUCAUGGACCAGUAAGAAUACAACUGAGCUCAUCAAGAAGAAGAUAGACGAAGAUGAGACUCCUGAGAGAACCAUCAACCUGUUCCACUGCCUGAAUGAGUUGCAGGACAGUUCUCUGGUAAAAGAGGUCCAAUGGAGGCUAAGAUCUGGGGUUCUCUCCAGAUAUAACAUGUCUAGUGCUCAGUGGUCUGCAGUGGCCUUCAUCUUACUGUCCUCAGAAGAACAUCUGGAUGUGUUUGACCUGAUCAAAUACUCUGCUUCAGAGGAGGUUUUCCUGAGACUGCUGCCUGUGGUCAGAGCUUCCAACAGAGUUCUGCUGAGACUCUGUGGACUGACGGAGAGAAGUUGUCAAACUCUGUCCUCAGUCCUCAGCUCUCCGUCCUCUAGCGUGACACAUCUGGACCUGAGUGACAACGACCUGCAGGAUUCAGGAGUGAAGCUUCUGUGUGCUGGACUGGAGAGUCCACACUGUCACCUGGAGACUCUCAGUCUGUCAGGGUGUAUGAUCUCAGUGGAAGGCUGUGCUUCUCUGGCCUCAGCUCUGAGCUCCAACCCCUCCCAUCUGAGAGAGCUGGACCUGAGCUACAAUCAUCCAGGAGGACCAGGACUGGAGCAGCUGUCUGCUGGACUGGAGAGUCCAGACUGGAGGCUGGAGAGUCUCAGGUUGGACAACGGUGGAGAGCAGAGGUUAAGACCUGGUCUGCUCAAGUAUCUCUGUCCUCUCACACUGGACCCAAACACAGCACACCAGCGCCUCCUACUGUCCGACCAUGGCAGGACGGUGGAAUUUGUGACAGAAGAUCAGAACUAUCCGGAACAUCCAGACAGGUUUAACAACUACGAGCAACUGAUGUGUGAAAACAUUCUGACAGGUCGAUGUUACUGGGAGGUGGAGUGGAGAGGUGAUGUUCGUAUCGCAGUGACCUACAGAACAGAGAGAAGAGAAUGUGUGUUCGGAUACGGCGAUGAGUCCUGGAGUUUGAGGUGCUCUGAUGAAGGUUACCGUGUCUAUCACGAUAAAAAAGAAACAAAGAUCCAGUCCAGCUCUGUCCCUAAUCAAGUCGGAGUGCUUGUGGACUGCCCUGCUGGAUCUGUGUCCUUCUACAGAAUCUCCUCUGACGCUCAGACUCUCCUCUACACCUUCUCUGACUCCUUCACACAUCCACUGUUCCCAGGAUUUACAGUCAGCUGGCCUGGUUCUUCUGUGACUCUGCAAGACCCUUUUAAUAAGAAGUCCAACCCACGGCAGACUGUAACCCCCAACAGUCUCGGCCCUUUCCGGAGUGCUCAUCUGCACAGGCCAGCACAGUCUAUGAGCGAUGUAAAAAUAAAGAGUUGAAGACCUUCUUCAAUGAAGUCCUGUUACUGGAUGUUGGGGGAGAAUGAGUUGCUAUGACUUGUGUGUUGAUGAUGUUUGUAUUUCAAACGUGCUGCUUAACUUUUUGAUGGAAAAUA